AUGAUUGUUAAACAUGAUUGUCUUCGUGGUGAAUCUAUGAUUGAAAAUGGUUUAUGUUCAUUAUGGUCAGGAAUACGAGCAACAUAUGGAAUGAAUCAAGGACGUAUUGCAUAUCAAAUAAAAAUUCGUCGUCAUAUACAUUGUUCUGAAUUAUUAAAUAACGAAAUUCCGUUCGGUAUCCGAAUUGGUUGGUCAGUUGAUGGAAAUAAAUUUUGUCUGGGUAAACAAUCAUUAUCUUAUGGAUAUGAACAAAGUGGAAAAUUUUGGACAAAAAAUCAAUUUGAAUGGUAUGGUGAACAAUAUUCAAUUGGUGAUAUAAUAACAUGUUAUGCAGAUUUUGAAAGUGAACCUGGCAAUGUAUUACUAUCUUUUGCUAAGAAUGAUUUAAAUUUUAACUUAGCAUAUCGUAUUAAUUAUAAAGAUUUAUAUUUUCGUCCAUUAUUUCCUCAUAUAUUCAUUAAAAAUAUUUCGUUUCAAGUUAAUUUUGGUCAAUUAAAUAUAAAAUAUCCUCUACGAACAGGUUUUCAUUUUAUAAAUAAUUAUCAUGAAGACGAACGAAUUCGAGGUAUAUUACAACCAUCAAGUAAAGAAGAAUGUGAAGUAAUUAUGAUGGUGGGUUUACCAGCAGCUGGAAAAUCCCUUUGGAUUGAACGACAUUGUGCUAUUUAUACAGAUAAAAAAUAUGUUAUACUUAGUACAAAUAAUAUUAUUAAACAAAUGAAUACAAAUGUUUUUGGAAAUGCUCGUCGUCGUAAAAUGUCUUUGUUUGAUGGUUAUUUUCGACGAGCUGUUGUAGUUGUUCCUAACAAUAAUGAAUAUGAACGACGAAGACAUCAACAACAAAUUGAACAAGACAAAUUUACUCCUGAUUUAUUCAUUAAUGAAAUGAAAACUAAAUUUGAUUUACCUGAAGUUGGUGAUGUAUUUGAUGAUGUUGAAUAUGCUGAAUUAGCAUUUCGUGAAGCUCGUGAUCUUGUAAUGUAUUAUCGUCAACAAAGUCAAAUAGUUGAAGAAAUAUUAAGAAAAAAUAAUAAACGAAAGAGAAAAGAUAAUUCUUGGAUACAUUCAAAGAAAAAUAAUCAGAAAUCAAUUCAAUUCAACGACAAUCGAAAUGAUCAUAAUAUUCAAUUAUCAUUUCGUCAUAAAAAUUCUUCAUCACAAUCUUAUUCUAAACAGCAUCAUUAUCAUUCUAGACGAAGACACAUGAAUUAUAAUUAA
Molecule: messenger RNA, 1218 nt
Organism: Adineta steineri
Lineage: Eukaryota; Metazoa; Rotifera; Eurotatoria; Adinetida; Adinetidae
Source: the annotation of a GenBank genome assembly